AUGGAUGCCACCAUGGAACAGAUUGAAUCAUUUGCUAACGACGACAAUACCACAGCUGAUAUUAUCUCUUGUCUAGAGAAAUGUGGCUGCUGUCCAAGAUGCAUAUUUAGAUUUCUGGGAGAGAAGAAUGCUUCAAGCUUUAAAUGUUAUCCUGGGUCAAUAACCGAGGUCCUAAGUGACAUGAAGAAGAAAUCUUCAACUCAAACAGAAACAGAAGCCAGUGAUAAAACAGAUAUAGAUUUCAGUCUAAGUGAUGGUCAAACUUGUCCAGCCUGUCUUGGAAUAUUACAACAAUAUCUGGACAAACCAUUUUUAACAAAGAUAAGAGAUUUUGUGACAGAAGCUGAUUAUGAGUAUAAAAGUUUCCUUUGUUCCCUGACUGUGCCGGUGUGUGUCCUUAUACGAGAGAGAGCUGUUUUAGUUUACCUACGAGACAAAUUCAAGUCAGUGUAUGAGAGUGUGACUGAGUCAGACAUCGCACGAGUCAAGGAUGUCUGGAAGUGGACAGCGGGGCCAUUGUUGGGAGAUUCUUUAGGGGUACCAUUUGAUCAAAAGAGUAAUUUUGAUAUUGCUAUCAUGUUCAACUAUCCGAGGACUUUCAAGGAAUGUGAGAUUUUUCUUGAUUACCAACCAGAAGUGUUUAAAAGAAGAAAAUUUAAGAGGGGACAAGGAGAGCUGUUCAACAGAGUUAAUGUGGCCAAGGCACUGAAAGACAUGUCGGAUAAAGAACUCAGAACAGCAUUUCAGGUUCCACCUACCAUACCUAAAGUACUGUGUGAGUGUGAGGCUAUUCACUGUACAAGGGAACCUUUGUAUAUUGCUGGUAGGUAUAACAAGUAUAAUCGCUCACUCAGUCAGACGCCAUGGUUUGUGGAUGGUGUACGUAAGAGUGAAUCGUCAGUGGAGGAGAGGAUCUGUGAUCACCUCAAGAAAUAUUUCAAAUAUUCAGAUUCCAAAUUCUCGGCAUCGGGUCGUGAGGAUGUUGAUGUACUCAUGCUUGGAACAGGUCGACCGUUUGUUGUGGAGUUAUUGGACCCUCAUAAAGUUACUUUCUCUAAGGCAGCUAUUUACAACAUACAGAAGGAAAUAAAUGCUGCUUCCUCAGAGGUACAAGUGAGAGAUUUACAAAUAGUUCCCAAAGAGGCAACAAACAACCUGAAAGAAGGAGAGAUGGAGAAGACAAAGACAUACUCAGCCUUCUGCUGGAGUGCAGAAGUGCUGGCACAGGAGAAAUUGGAGGAAUUAGGCGCUAUGAAAAAUGUUGUGUUACAACAGAAAACACCCAUCAGAGUCCUACACAGACGUCCGUUGGCUACAAGGGAGAGAACUGUGUACACGAUGUCUGCUGAGAGGGUUGAUGACCACCAUUUUAAACUAAACCUUGAAACACAAGCUGGGACGUAUAUAAAAGAGUUUGUUCAUGGUGAUUUUGGCCGUACAACUCCGAACAUGAGCACAUUGACGGGGACGGAAUGUGAUAUUCUACAGCUUGAUGUACUAUCUGUGCUAUUGGACUGGCCCGAGUCUAUCGAGGACAGGUGAUACAGAGUGUUUUAUAGGACUGAAUUUUAAAGUGAUGCAGCAAUGCUAUGUACUGCUGAUAAAUGCUUGUCUGCAAAGGUGACAUUCACAGUGAAUCAAAAUUAUGUUGCCUCGGAAACAGCAAUACCAAGAAAUAAAACACUGAUAGAAUUUCAGUUUUAAAACAAAUGAAAUAAAAUCAGCAUUACUAAUGA
This is a messenger RNA of Ylistrum balloti, 1736 nucleotides long. RefSeq names its product tRNA pseudouridine synthase Pus10-like. Lineage: Eukaryota; Metazoa; Mollusca; Bivalvia; Pectinida; Pectinidae. The record is from RefSeq and is a predicted model, not a curated record. Gene Ontology annotation, biological process: tRNA pseudouridine synthesis. Bases 1 to 1542 code for a protein of 513 amino acids. The transcript is spliced from 19 exons. Gene Ontology annotation, molecular function: pseudouridine synthase activity; RNA binding.